CGCGAGAAGAGAUGUGGACGUAUAUCGCGCAAAGGUACCGGCUAUAGCAAAGCGAGUAUCCCUGGUAUCGAAAGUCAGGAAGAACUGUCCAUCUACCACUUGGUUCCGAGUGCAAGACUGUCAUGGCGUAGUCCAAGAACUUACACAGCCAACUUUCCGCCACUGCCACGCAAUUCUCAAGAGUCUCACCAAGCACCUUCCGCCUUGAAUCACUUAUACAUAAGAACUGUCGAUCCUCGCGACGAACAUCAUUCCAGUAAUCAAAGGCAUAUCUAUCUCCAAUAUGGCAUACACAACACGCGAAGAACUCGACAAGUUCGAUCCUCAACAUGCCGGCCGCUACGAUCCUGGCGAGAUCCAGGUCUUUUUCGACAACAGGACUUUCGGCGGCUUCGAGGACAAGAUGCCAACAUGGCAGAAGUACAAGUUACAAGCACUUUCGCGAUUAGGUAGAGCAGAUGUCUGGAGUGUCACAGAUCUGCCAGGCGGCUAUCUCAGAAUUGUCUUCUUCACACAUACCGGCACUCAAGGCCAAAAAGACUUCCCUCUCCACAAAUGGGAAGCCGUCAAGGAAAUGUUCGACUCUCUCUCAGAAGAGGGCUUCAGACCUUACAUCAUCGGCUACUCAAAUGAGAAUCCUUUCCCCAUGCUCGGCGGUGUUGAGCCUGAGCAACCAAAACAGAAACCAGCCAAAGCACCAAAGGUUGCCAAGACAUGGUCGAACUUUGCGGCUGGUCAUAGCAAGGCCCAGGGUGAGACGCCGCACGAUCGGGUCAUGGCGAUCAUCAAGGACGAUGAGGAGAAGGAGGCCAAAUUGAGAGAAAUUCAGAUCCGAGAGUGGACAGACGAGAAGAAGGGUGGUUAUGGAGAGCAGGAGAAAUUGGUGUAAGAUGUUGUCUUAAUGGCCUCAGCGAGCAUAGCGUGGAGAGCACGGGCGGCGUUCAUUGGGGUAUCGACUGGCUUUCAUAUGCAAGGAUUCUAGGUUGGAACAUACUGCAAUGACUAUUGCUCGCCUACCUGGAAAGCGAGGGAUACUAUGGCCAUGGCACCAAACUUCAGGUAGUUGGUGAGCUGUAAUGUUGCAUACUUUGCCAUCUAUAGCCCCGCUGAACAGUCUCAGAUUCGAUCUCACUCCUCAAUGACAAGCACUUCGACACGUGGACAGCCAAGAAUAUGCACUUUGAAUCAAAC
Cercospora beticola is the source of this 1191-nucleotide messenger RNA. RefSeq lists its product as uncharacterized. The record is from RefSeq and is a predicted model, not a curated record. NCBI's taxonomy places the organism in Eukaryota, Fungi, Ascomycota, Dothideomycetes, Mycosphaerellales, Mycosphaerellaceae.